AUGGCAGUUCCUGGGAAUGUCAGGACAUUUACCAGGGUAAACCCCAUCUGGGCUGCUUGGUUUGGCCCAGUCCACUGCAGCAGGGACAGCCGGAGCCUCGUCUGGGAGCCUGGGCCUGGCCCCCACUGCAGCAGGGACAGCCGGAGCCUCGUCCGGGAGCCUGGGCCUGGCCCCCACUGCAGCAGGGACAGCCGGAGCCUCGUCCGGGAGCCUGGGCCCGGCCCCCACUGCGGCAGGGACAGCCGGAGCCUCGUCUGGGAGCCUGGGCCCGGCCCCACUGCGGCAGGGACAGCGGAGCCUCGUCCGGGAGCCUGGGUCUGGCCCCCACUGCAGCAGGGACAGCCGGAGCCUGGUCCGGGAGCCUGGCCCGGCCCCCACUGCAGCAGGGACAGCCGGAGCCUCGUCCGGGAGCCUGGGCCUGGCCCCCACUGCAGCAGGGACAGCCGGAGCCUCGUCCGGGAGCCUGGGCCCGGCCCCACUGCGGCAGGGACAGCCGGAGCCUCGUCUGGGAGCCUGGGCCCGGCCCCACUGCGGCAGGGACAGCCGGAGCCUCGUCUGGGAGCCUGGGCCCGGCCCCACUGCGGCAGGGACAGCCGGAGCCUCGUCCGGGAGCCUGGGCCCGGCCCCCCCCACUGCGGCAGGGACAGCCGGAGCCUCGUCUGGGAGCCUGGGCCCGGCCCCACUGCGGCAGGGACAGCCGGAGCCUCGUCGGGAGCCUGGGCCCGGCCCCACUGCGGCAGGGACAGCCGGAGCCUCGUCCGGGAGCCUGGGCCCGGCCCCCACUGCGGCAGGGACAGCUGGAGCCUCGUCCGGGAGCCUGGGCCCGGCCCCCACUGCGGCAGGGACAGCCUGGGCCCGGCCCCCACUGCAGCAGGGACAGCCUGGGCCCGGCCCCCACUGCGGCAGGGACAGCCGGAGCCUCGUCUGGGAGCCUGGGCCCGGCCCCCACUGCGGCAGGGACAGCCGGAGCCUCGUCCGGGAGCCUGGGCCCGGCCCCCACUGCGGCAGGGACAGCCGGAGCCUCGUCCGGGAGCCUGGGCCCGGCCCCCCCCACUGCGGCAGGGACAGCCGGAGCCUCGUCUGGGAGCCUGGGCCCGGCCCCCACUGCGGCAGGGACAGCCGGAGCCUCGUCUGGAGCCUGGGCCCGGCCCCCACUGCGGCAGGGACAGCCGGAGCCUCGUCCGGGAGCCUGGGCCCGGCCCCCACUGCGGCAGGGACAGCCGGAGCCUCGUCCGGGAGCCUGGGCCCAGCCCCCACUGCGGCAGGGACAGCCUGGGCCCGGCCCCCACUGCAGCAGGGACAGCCGGAGCCUCGUCCGGGAGCCUGGGCCCGACCCCCACUGCGGCAGGGACAGCCGGAGCCUCGUCCGGGAGCCUGGGCCCGACCCCCACUGCGGCAGGGACAGCCGGAGCCUCGUCCGGGAGCCUGGGCCCGGCCCCCACUGCAGGAGGGACAGCCGGAGCCUCGUCCGGGAGCCUGGGCCCGGCCCCCACUGCGGCAGGGACAGCCUGGGCCCGGCCCCCACUGCAGCAGGGACAGCCGGAGCCUCGUCUGGGAGCCUGGGCCCGGCCCACUGAGGCAGGGACAGCCAGAGCCUCGUCCGGGAGCCUGGGCCCGGCCCCACUGCAGGAGGGACAGCCGGAGCCUCGUCCGGGAGCCUGGGCCCGGCCCCACUGCGGCAAGGACAGCCGGAGCCUCGUCCGGGAGCCUGGGCCCGGCCCACUGAGGCAGGGACAGCUGGAGCCUCGUCCGGGAGCCUGGGCCCGGCCCCACUGCGGCAGGGACAGCCUGGGCCCGGCCCCCACUGCAGGAGGGACAGCCAGAGCCUCGUCCGGGAGCCUGGGCCCGACCCCCACUGCGGCAGGGACAGCCGGAGCCUGGGCCCGGCCUGAGCUCAUGAGCAAAUGUUGUUCGGAGGAGCCUCUUGUCUGA
Messenger RNA from Antechinus flavipes (yellow-footed antechinus), 1932 nucleotides. Its product is annotated as basic proline-rich protein-like. The coding region runs from base 1 to 1932 and encodes 643 amino acids. NCBI's taxonomy places the organism in Eukaryota, Metazoa, Chordata, Mammalia, Dasyuromorphia, Dasyuridae. The record is from RefSeq and is a predicted model, not a curated record. The transcript has a single exon.